Trichoderma asperellum CBS 433.97 is the source of this 482-nucleotide messenger RNA. Lineage: Eukaryota; Fungi; Ascomycota; Sordariomycetes; Hypocreales; Hypocreaceae. The record is from RefSeq and is a predicted model, not a curated record.
AACAAGAUACAAAUUGUUCGCCAUCUAGGGUGCUGAUAGGCAGCUUUACUUGAUUUUCACACAAUCUGGCAACAUUUGAAAUUUUUGACGCUUCUUUUCAACGCAUAAAUUCAUUUCGGUACACACUUUCUAUCAUGACAUCAUCCGCACCAAAGUCACCGCCCGGCCACUUCAGCUUGCUCUAUUUUGCCAGCGCCAGCUCUUUUACAGGCAAAGAUUACGAGAGCCUGUCUGCGCCUAUAUCUAUUGGAAAGCUCUUUUCCGAACUGGAGUCGCGAUAUCCCGGAAUGCAGGCUAAGAUACUCGACUCGUGUUUGGUAACGGUCAACCUGGAUUAUGUAGACAUUCCCACGGAGGGCGAAGAAGGCCUGGUGAUCCAAGAGGGAGACGAGGUUGCCAUAAUUCCACCAGUUAGCUCUGGCUGAUUAUCUGGCAGUGCAUUCGUAUUUGUGACAAGCUUUGCGUUCUCUUGGUGGCUGCGG